Micromonas pusilla CCMP1545 is the source of this 174-nucleotide messenger RNA. RefSeq lists its product as uncharacterized. The transcript is spliced from 2 exons. NCBI's taxonomy places the organism in Eukaryota, Viridiplantae, Chlorophyta, Mamiellophyceae, Mamiellales, Mamiellaceae. The record is from RefSeq and is a predicted model, not a curated record. The annotation marks the transcript as partial.
GCGCCGAAGAACUUCGACCCGGAGAACCCUCUCGCGGAUAAGGUGGCGGCCAUACAGAUGAGAGAGCACAUCGUGCGCGAGAAGAUCAUCAAGGUGGAGACCGCGAAGCUUCUUCGCGAGCGGGUUCAGAAGUGUUACUUGAUGGAGGGGGUGAACCACCAGCAAAACUGCAAA